AGAGAAAGAAAGGGGUGUCAGUUUCCUAGGUUUGUGAUAGUUUAGCAUUGGUCUUCAGGUAAACCUGAAAGCCCUGUAGCGUAGGUAUUUGUUGAAUCGUUGAACAAGAUUGAUUCAUACGGGUCUAUCGAAUUCUUACGUUUUUGCAGCUCCUGGUUUUUGUCUAAGAGCAUUUCAACAUAUUCUUUAGCCUACUUUCAUCUUCGUAAAAACAAAUGUUUUGAAAUUAACAAAUCGGUAAGGUAUGCUGUGUAUGGGAACAAAGUAUAAUAAGUUUGGACCUGGGAAGAGGACGUUAGAAGGAAUUUAAGCUUUGAUAUGUACCAGAUACAAAUUAACCGUCGUUGCCCAAUUCCGUAGUUCUAAGUAAGUUUACAGUGAAUGACCCCUGAACACCAUGAUGAAAGUCCUGAACGCACUCACUGAUGGUUUCUUGUAAUCUAUGCUGUGUUCCAACCAAUAAAAUCAUUAUACUCAACUAUGUUGGCGGGUGUGUAGAAAUUUUGUAGUUCUUUGCUGGAAGUUCUCCAUUUUAUAACUUGCGAUAUUUGUGAAUAUUUUGUAAUAACAAUUAUUCCGUGUGAAAUGAGUGUGCUUAUAUCAAGUGAUUUACCACUAAUAAAAGAUUUGGAUGCACUUUUAAGAUGUGGAAUAUGUUAUGAGUAUAUGAAAACUUCCAUGAUCACAUCAUGUUGCCAUAAUUAUUGUUCACUGUGUAUUCGCAAAUCACUGCUGUAUAAAGCACAGUGCCCUGCAUGUUUUGAGGAUGCAUUUGAUUAUCAGCUGCGUAACAACAGAAUUCUAGAUGAUAUAAUUGAAGUUUUUGUUAGGCUCUCAGCUGAAGUUGAAACGUUUAUGCAGAACUAUAGAAAACUGUCAGAAUCUCAGAACAAAGUAAACAUAAAACUGGAUUUUAUUCAGAAUUCAAGUUCCAAACCAGAUUCGAGAGAAAUAAAUAAUGUUAAUAAUGAAUCUUCAAGCCAGAGAGAUACGAGGGCAGCCUUUGAAAACCUGUCAGAAUCUACCAAUAGUCUUCUCACAUCAUCUUAUGUACCUGAAUCAGAAAACAUGGGAACUAAAGUAGAUUUAAGUGAUGGCUGUGAUUAUGUAAGUUUGCAAAAUGCGUCAUCUGUAAAGCACCCACAUCAGUCACCUGCUCGUGAAACCAUGGUCUCCAAAGGCAAAAUGCCAAUUCCAUCACUGUUCAGUAUUCCAGAGAACAGUAAUACAAGUUCAAGUUUGGUGCCAUGUCCCGUAUGUAACAUUGACAUUCCAGAAAGGAAUAUCAAUGUACAUUUAGAUGCGUGUUUGAAGAGAUCAGAACACACUGCGCAGCACAGUUCUCCAACAAAAGUACAGAAGAGAAAGCCUUUACCAAAACUAGUAUAUUCCUUACUUCAUGAGAAGGAAUUGAGGAAGAUGCUAAAACAGAAAGGCUUAAGCACACAUGGUGACCGUAAAGCUCUCAUCAGCCGUCACCAACGAUUCACUUUACUGUACAAUUCAGAAAAUGACACCUUAAAUCCAAGGUCAAUUGCUGAUUUAAUUAAGCAGAUUGAGAGGGAAGAACAAGAAGAAAACAAAGUCUGCAGUGUAUCCACCACAUGGAAUAAGUUGAAAAUAGACAGAAAGACAGAUCCUAAAUUGAUUCAGCAGGCUCAGCAUCGUUACAUGCAACAAAAUAAAGCCAGUUUUGAAAAUCUAAUUCAGUCCAUUAAAAAACGGGAAGCAGAAAAGAAAACUGCAGUUGAACAAAACUUGGUUGUAAAUGAUGGAAAAGAUGCUCGUAUUGGAAUUGCUGUAGACGUCAAUAAAGAAACAUGUGCACAAAAAGAAGUUGAUCAGAAAACUCCUAUGGAAAGCUGUGGAACUGUUACUGAAGCAGGUCAUGCUAUGGUAGUGAAUGGAAUUGGCUUGUGUGAACCUUCUGUCAGUAUGUCUCCGACAGAUGACACUGCAAACAUCAGUAAUGUUGGUGGUAAUGUGAACUGUAAUGAAAAUAUAAUUGAGACUGCAUUUCAUAUGAAUUAUGAAACUGAUACAGAAGAAGCUGUGUCUCCAGUUCUGGGCAGAAAUAUAGCUACUGUUUGUGCAGGAGAUGAAAGUGAGAAUUAUUCUAAAGGAGAAUCAACUCAGAAUUUAUCACUGGAUAUGUUUGAGAAGAGUUUUUCCAGGUCAGGUGUGCAGAAAUGCGGUUCUCCAGUACAAAAGUCUAAGGAGAUUGAGAGGGAAGAGAAUAGUGAUUCUUGUAACAACCAAAACUUCAGUCUUCUAGCAGAACACACACAAGAGACUACACUUGAAAGUAAUCUGCAAAAUACUGCGUGUGAGGUACAUGAAACACUAGCCGCAAGAAGGAUGCAUAAACGAUUGAUUUCACAGCUUGAUGAUCCAGACAUUGAACAUAAUUCUGAGGAUAAUUUGAGUGACUUUGAGGUUAGAGAAAUGCCUAUUAGAAGAAGAAGAAAAACUACAAGGAAAUCUCCGCAACCUUCAUCAAGCAAAGAAGAAAGAAUUCUCAGAAAAAGAGUGAAACGCUAACUACAUUUUUAGAUAUGAAUGUUAAACAAAGUACAGUUUAUGUUUGUGAAUUUCAGAAAGAUAUAUUUUAGUGUGUUCAUACCCAUACUGCUGUUUAAUAUGGAAAGAAUUAUGCCUAUUAUUUUAAUGCAA
Messenger RNA from Zootermopsis nevadensis, 2673 nucleotides. Its product is annotated as E3 ubiquitin-protein ligase RAD18. NCBI's taxonomy places the organism in Eukaryota, Metazoa, Arthropoda, Insecta, Blattodea, Termopsidae. The record is from RefSeq and is a predicted model, not a curated record. Gene Ontology annotation, biological process: protein monoubiquitination; DNA damage tolerance. Gene Ontology annotation, cellular component: nucleus; Rad6-Rad18 complex. Gene Ontology annotation, molecular function: single-stranded DNA binding; ubiquitin protein ligase activity.